AGGCUGGCAUCAACUUUCAUCCGGAAACACCUUUGAAAUUCAUAUUGGGACUUUUGGGUUCAAAAGGCGUGGAGGUAUCUUCGGCGGGUCCAUUUAAGUCACAUGACCCACUGUACAGCCCCACCGGGAAUAUUCCGAAUGAAUUUGACGCUAGAAAACGAUGGAAGAACUGUACGACGAUCGGGACGAUUCGCGAUCAAGGCAAUUGCGGAUCUUGUUGGGCGUUCAGCACUUCUGGAGCGUUUGCCGACCGUUUGUGUAUAGCAUCGAACGGGUCAUUCAAUCAACUUUUGUCGGCCGAACACGUGACGUCUUGUUGUUACCGAUGCGGUUUAGGUUGUCAAGGAGGUUAUCCGAUCAGAGCUUGGCGAUAUUACAGCAAACACGGUCUGGUCACUGGAGGAAACUUUAACUCGUUUGAAGGAUGUCAGCCGUACAUGUUUCCGCCGUGCACGGGAAACAACUCUUGUAGCGGUCAAUCGGAAAAAAAUCACAAAUGCCAAAAAAAAUGCUUCGGAAAUACAUCGAUUUCCUAUAGGGGCGAUCGCAGAUAUGUUGAGAGAUCGCCAUAUGUCCUGGCCUACGAUAACAUGCAAAAUGACAUAAUGACUUACGGACCAAUCGAGUCAUCUUUUGAUGUGUACGACGACUUUAUAUCGUACAAGUCGGGUGUAUACUUCAAAUCGCCCAACGCCACGUAUUUGGGAGGCCAUUCCGUUAAGUGCAUCGGAUGGGGAGUCGAAAGGAACGUGUCCUAUUGGCUGAUGAUGAACUCGUGGAAUAGUACUUGGGGAGACGGAGGAUAUUUCAAAAUACGGCGUGGUACGAACGAGUGCCAAGUCGAGGAUUCGUCAACUGCUGGGGUGCCGGAAUAUUAUAAAUAGGGCUGGGAUAACAAUAAGGUUACAGAUUUCGAGGUAAGUGAAAUAGCAUUAAUAACCAGAAAACAUACAAAUUCCAAUAAUUUUUAAUUUCGAACAUACGACAUCAGGGAAGUGUGAAACAAAUUUAUAUCCUACUGUGGAUGCCAUUCUUCACCAAAAAAGCAAAUAACAUUUGCAAAUCAAACAUUUGCAUCCUAGCCUCGAACUCAUUAUAAUUUAAGUUUUUAAGUUUUCGAACGACUGCAUAAACAGUUUCGUAUACGUGCAACUUUAUAUUAUACUAUUAUAAUUAAAAAUAUAUUAAACAAUUAUUUAAUUAAUUAAUUGAUUUUUGUUAAGUUGUUAUGAUUUAAUAUUAUUAUCAUUUGUUAAAGUAUUGAUGUACAUUUUGAAUUAUUUAAACGCAAUAAUUGUACGUAAUUAAUAUUAUUAGCAAUUAAAAUAUAAUAAUAAUAUUGUUAUA
Messenger RNA from Acyrthosiphon pisum (pea aphid), 1347 nucleotides. RefSeq names its product cathepsin B-1852. NCBI's taxonomy places the organism in Eukaryota, Metazoa, Arthropoda, Insecta, Hemiptera, Aphididae. Gene Ontology annotation, molecular function: cysteine-type endopeptidase activity. Gene Ontology annotation, biological process: proteolysis; regulation of catalytic activity. The record is from RefSeq and is marked validated.